This is a messenger RNA of Ceraceosorus guamensis, 828 nucleotides long. RefSeq names its product UBC-like protein. The record is from RefSeq and is a predicted model, not a curated record. Lineage: Eukaryota; Fungi; Basidiomycota; Exobasidiomycetes; Ceraceosorales; Ceraceosoraceae. The transcript has 9 exons. Bases 1 to 828 code for a protein of 275 amino acids.
AUGUCGCACGCAAGCAACAAGCGCCUGGCAAAGGAGUCGCAGAUGAUCAACAAGGAUCCUCCUCCUUUUUGUUAUGCUCGGCCGAAGGAGGAUAACAUUCUAGAAUGGCACUACAUUCUGCGUGGUCCACCUGACUGUCCUUACGCAGGCGGCGAAUACUGGGGCGUCCUCCUCUUCCCCGCUGACUACCCCUUCAAGCCGCCCGGAAUUAAAAUGUACACUCCUUCGGGUCGUUUCCAGAUCAACACUAAAAUCUGCAUGAGCAUGAGCGACUUUCAUCCUGGAUCUUGGAAUCCCGCUUGGAGCGUUUCCACCAUCUUGACUGGUCUCCUUUCCUUCAUGGUGUCCGAGUCUCCGAGCGAGGCGACCACUACAGGAAGCAUGACGGCCACCUCGUCCGAUCGCGCAAAGUUCGCCAGCCUAUCGCACAAGUGGAACACUCAAGAGAAGAAGUUUUGCGCCGUCUUUCCAGAGUAUUCGAAAGAGGCGGUCACGGAUCUGCCCAACAUGGGCCAAGCGAUGGGAGGAAAAUUGGCCAUUGAUCCGAGCGUUGCGCAGGCGUCGGAGUCAGAGGCAAAGGGAAAGGAUAGCUCGAAGGUGCGAUCAGUGAAUGGGCAAACCAAAGGUUCCUCUUCGAAGAAAUCGGCGGUGCCGGUGCCAGGCGCAAAGGACAUGAAGGAAACUGGAGUUGCUACAAAUGGAACAGCGAAAGCAGCGGAGGAUCCAGCACGCGCACGACCUUUGGGCUUCUUUUCCAGCUACACGAAUAUGGCAAUCAGCUUGCUCUUGGCCCUCUUUCUCGCCAGACUGUUCAGCAAGCUGACUUGA